GAAGUUGAAGUUUUGACCUCUUCUAAAGAAAACAAGGAAGUGUCCGUACAGCACUGUAGUACAGCAGCAGCAGCAGCAGAAUGGCUGUCAACCAUAAGAAGAAGUAGCUGCCCUGUGAUUAUCUUCCACUGAUGGAUCAGCUAACUAGCUCCACUGCAGACAUGGAGGCUGGAGGAGGAGAUGACAGUAUGGACGUGCAGGGGGCAGCGGCAGCACCAGAGCCGAGCUUUUCUGGAUGCCGAUGGACUCCUGCAAAGCCGGUGUGGACUUUACUGGAGGAAGCAGCCCAGCUGAAAACAGAAGGAAAUGCUUUCUACAGAGAGAAGAACAUUCGCUCAGCCAUCGGGCGAUACCACCGAGCUCUGCUGGUCCUCAGAGGCCUCGACUCUGAUGUGAUGAAGCCAGUGAAAGGGUUUGGACCUGAGAGACCUGCUCUCACACCUGAACAGGAGGCUGUACUGAGAAACACACAAGUGGACUGCUACAACAACUUAGCUGCCUGUUUGCUGCAGAGACAGAGUGUUGACUAUUCUCGUGUGCGGGACUACAGCCUGCGGGUGCUGCAGUGGCGACCAGGUGAUGUCAAAGCACUGUACAGGGCAGGAGUAGCUACUCUGGAGAUGGGAGAUGCAGAGACUGCCAAACAGUACCUUGCUGAGGCCUGCAGAGAGCAGCCCAAUGAUGCCAACGUGAGGAAGCACCUGCAGCGAGCUGAGGAGAAACUCAGUCGGGACUUGCAGAAAGAGCGGGCCAUGUACCGAGGCAUGUUUUCCCUCAGCCUGAAGAGCGGCUCCGGAGAAGAGAUUAACCAAACCAACAGAGCCAGUGAGGGAGUCUGAGCUCGUCGGCUCAACGUGCCAAAUGAAGCCUCAAACUGACAGAGACUGUGUUCAAAUCAGCUGAUCACAAACCAACUGAAGAAUGUUCUCACAUCUUGAAUCAUUUUAUUUUGUCUCCUUUGGGUGUUUAGGAGGUGAGCAUAGGAAGUAAGAAUUGUAAUUUAUCCAGAAUACUGGGAAGCGGUCAAUAGGGUACUAAAGAUGUCGCUGCUGAAAAUAGAAACGAGAGGACGGGAAAGUUAGUUUCCUAGCAACAUGGAAGCAAAGCUGUAAUUCAGUUUGGGUAUCUCACAGAAAUGCCUCUUAAAGCUAAAGUGACACUCUCCAUGCACUACUCAAAGUUCUGGUUAUGCCUUCAUGAUUGCAGUUGUCUGGUCUGUGAAUGUUGAGUUCAUGAGUUUUCAAGUAAAAUAUUUUUUUAUAAAU
Messenger RNA from Epinephelus moara (kelp grouper), 1265 nucleotides. RefSeq names its product tetratricopeptide repeat domain 9C (gene ttc9c). The coding region runs from base 132 to 839 and encodes 235 amino acids. NCBI's taxonomy places the organism in Eukaryota, Metazoa, Chordata, Actinopteri, Perciformes, Serranidae. Gene Ontology annotation, molecular function: protein binding. The transcript is spliced from 4 exons. The record is from RefSeq and is a predicted model, not a curated record.